Boleophthalmus pectinirostris (great blue-spotted mudskipper) is the source of this 3230-nucleotide messenger RNA. Its product is annotated as transcription factor IIIA-like. Gene Ontology annotation, cellular component: nucleus. The record is from RefSeq and is a predicted model, not a curated record. The transcript has 4 exons. Bases 84 to 1346 code for a protein of 420 amino acids. Lineage: Eukaryota; Metazoa; Chordata; Actinopteri; Gobiiformes; Gobiidae.
GCUAUCAUGAAAGCUGGAGUUUCAACGUGGUGUUUUGUACUUGGCACAAAUAUCAGUGGAUUUUGACGAAUUUUGGUGCGAAAAUGGAGGCGAAGACGGAGAAACAUAAGCGGUUCAUCUGUUCUUUUCAAGGUUGUGUCGCUGCGUACAACAAGCAGUGGAAAUUAGAUGCACAUUUAUGUAAACACACGGGGGUGAAGCCGCACACGUGUGAUCAGCAGGACUGCGGUAAGUCCUUCUCCAGCCCGUACCAUUUGGCACGUCACCAGUUGAUCCACAGUGGAGAUAAACCGUUCCCCUGCACCGAGGAGGGCUGCAGCCAAGCGUUCACCACAAACUCCAAUCGCCUCCGCCACAUCGACCGCUUCCACCGCGACACGCAGGAGCCCAGAAUGUACGUGUGCGACUUUGAGGACUGUGGACUUACAUUCAAGAAGAACAAACAGCUCAAGUCCCACAUGUGUGAACAACAUGAGAAACUACCGCCGUAUCAGUGUACUUUCCAAGGUUGUACAAUGAGAUUCACCUUCCCGAGUAAACUGAAGCGUCAUGAGAAGGUGCACAGAGGAUACCCAUGUGCGGAGGAGGGCUGUGCAUUUGUGGGGAAGACGUGGACGGAGUUUACGGCUCACAGGAGGGGGCAGCACCGAACACGUUUCAGCUGUGAGGAGUGUUCUAGAACCUUCAAAGACCAGGCCUGUCUGAAGCAGCACCAGCGCGUUCACAGUGACACGCGCCUGGUGCUCAAAUGUCCCCGAGGAGACUGCGAACGGACCUUCACCACUGCUUUUAACCUCCAGAGCCAUAUAUGGUCCUUCCACGAGGAGCUCCGCCCCUUCACCUGUACUCACCCGGGCUGUGGCCGCAGCUUCUCCAUGAAGCAGAGUCUGAUACGUCACGGAGUCAUGCACGACCCUGAGAGGAAAAAGAUCCGCAAAACACCUCCAAACAAGCGUUCUCUGGCCUCCAGACUGAGUGGGUUCAAGGACCCAAAGAUCUCCAGGAAAACCACUCUAAACCCUGUCCAGAAUGGGCCUUCUACUCGUUCUGGUUUAGAUUCUGGUCCCAGCCUUGUUCCAAAUCCUGAUCUGAAUCCCAAUCCAAAUCCAGUGCAGAAUCCUCAUUCAGUGCAGACUUCGGUUGAGACCCCGGUUCUUUCUCAAAACAAGGAGAUUAUUUUAUUCUCAAAUAAUGCACUAAAGCCCUCAGUCCAGUCUCCUCCGGCCCAGGAUCCUAGCCCUGGUCUGGUCCAGGACUCAGUGGAGUUGGUCUCUCUCCUGCAGGACACCUCUUUACUGUGUGAGACUCAUGUUGCUAAGAGCCUCAGCGCCUCUGUUACUGUCUGAACUCAAAACAGGACUUAUAUUUUAACAUCUCCAAGAAUAAUGGAUAAUUUUAUACUUGAAAACACACUCAUGUUUCUGUAAUUGAAUUAUUAUUAUGGAUUUUCGCAUUUGUGAAUUCACAAACUCUCAAGAGUUCAUCUAUUUUUGUGAAAAAGUAUAAAUAUUUAAAUGUGCAACAGUGAAAACAUUUAAAACUGUGAAGGCAGUAAAAUGUUGUUUAAAAUGAUGUGUAUGUUUUUAAUCUGCUUAGAUGGACAGAAAUUUGGCAUCAACAAUGUUGCAUAAUAAUAACAAUAAUAAUUCAAUUUAGAAGCGUUGUACAGGUGUAUAGCGUGUGGUACAUGCUCUCAAGAUUGUGUCCGUGGAGCAGGACAGGGACAACAGUGUGUCCUCAAAGGUGCUCUCCUGUCCUGUGAUGGUGCUGUGCAGAGGGUGCAGGGGCUUAUCCAGGAUGGACAGGAGCUUGUUUAGAGUCCUCUUCUCAUCUGCAGAUGAGAGUGAGUCAAGAUCUGCUCCCACUGAAGAUCCUGCACCACCAUCUUAUCCAGGCACACACUGUCCUUGUUCUUGAGGCUCCGUCCCCAACACACCACACAGCUGAAGAGAUACUGGAGAUAACUGUCUGGUAGAACAUCAGCAGGAGCACACCACAACAUCUGGGAGGGCAUCUGACACACCACAACAUCUUCAGGUUAACUAGAGACAUUUGACCUGCCCACAUCUUAGUCUAACACUACAGAGACACAGGUUGAUGGGAGGGCAUCUGACACACAGGGAUACAGGAGGACGGGAGCUCACCUCACUACUACUACUACUACUACUACUACUACUACUACUACUACUACUACUACUACUACUACUACUACUACUACUACUACUACUGCUGCUGCUACAACUACCACCACUUGUACCACUACUACACUACUGAUACUUCACGUUUUCCAAGGCUUCUUCCAAGUUCAGAUCUGAUUUCUAAGAUCAUAUUUUUGUAUGAAAGAUCAAUGUGCAUUAUUAUUGACUUAUGGUUCAUUACAAAGAAAACUGUCAGAAUUAGGUUAAUGUAAAGACUGCAAGUAUUUAAGCAAGUAACCUCAGCAAACUACAAAGUAUAAUGGCUCAAAAGUGCUAAGUCUCUGGUUUAGACGUCUUCAAACAUGUUCUGAACUGUCCCUGUGUGUGUUCCUUCAGAUAUGAAUUACUCUGUGUCUUUCGUGUUUUUUCAGUCAUUCAUAGAGUUAUAUAGGCCCCUUUUCCUCCUGAAAUUAUGAUCAGAGGUGAGUAGAGUAGCCAAAAAUUUUUCUCAAGUUAUAGUAAUGUUCCUUGAGAAUAAUAAUAUUCAAAUACAAAGUAGUGGUCCAGUUUUGAAAUUAAUGUAAUUUGAAGUACAAAACCUAAAAUAAUGCUCAAAAUCAAAAUAUUUUUAAAGGAUAAAUAUUAAAUCAGAUCUGAAGGAGCAGCAAGAAACACAAAUGUUCAAAUCAUUUCAUAUUGUCACAUAAAGCUUUUGUCACGACACGACGGUGGUGGGGCUGAUAACGGAGGGGAAUGAAGCGCCCUACAGAGAUGAGGCCCUCAAAAUCAGCAAGCGGUGUGCAACUAACAACUUGGCACUGAACAUCACCAAGACUAAGGAACUCAUCCUGGACUUUCAGCAGAACAGAGCCACCCCCUGACCUGUUGUCUUCUGGCAGGUGCUUCAGGUCAAUUUCAGCCAGAACAAAUAAACUCAGGGACAGCUUCUUCCCCAAACUGUCACCAUCAUGAAUCAUCAUUACACUGAGAACUGUUCAUUAGUUUUAUUUAUUUUGUUGAAUUCUUGCACUUUGAUGGAGCAGCUUUGAAUUUCAUUAUUCUGUAUCAUCACAAUAAAGGCUUUCUGUUCUG